Molecule: messenger RNA, 675 nt
Organism: Aspergillus udagawae
Lineage: Eukaryota; Fungi; Ascomycota; Eurotiomycetes; Eurotiales; Aspergillaceae
Product: hemerythrin domain-containing protein
Exons: 2
Coding region: 1-675 (224 amino acids)
Source: RefSeq, a predicted model, not a curated record
AUGAGAAGGCUUCCAAUCAUCCAGAGGCCAUCCUUUCUCCGCCUACGUGCAGUUCCACUUGUCCAUAGACCAAUUUUCCUUGUAGCAACCCGACAUCAAUCAUUCUCAGUAAUGAGCCAGAAGAAGCAUCAAGCAUCCCCAGACUCUAGUAGUCAACCAGACGGAAAUAAUGAACCGUUACCCCCGCUCUCACCAAAAGACUUUCGAACCUACAACCGAAUGGCGGAGCAAAUGGACCAAUUCCACAACCACUUCCGUCUAACCUGGAACCAACUCCAAGACGCCUGCACCAGCACAGGCAAAAAGCCCGGCGGGCUCUCCCCGCGCCAACUCAUCAUGGCCGGGCUCAGCUUCUGCUCGCAGCUCGACUUCCACCACUCCAUCGAAGAGCAGCACAUCUUCCCCGUGCUCGCGAAAAAGAUGCCCGAGUUCCGGCGCGAACUGGCGCUCCUCUCGCAGCACAGGCAGAUCCACAAGGGCCUGGAGAAGCUGGAGGCGUAUUUGACAAAGUGCCGGAGUGGCGAGGUCGACCUCCAGCGGGAGGAGAUAAAGCGGCUUAUGGAUGGAUUUGGGGAAGUGUUGUGGAAGCAUCUGGAUGAGGAGGUGAGGACGCUGGGGGCAGAAAAUAUGCGGAGGUAUUGGAGUUUACAGGAGAUGGCGCGGCUUCCUAUGUGA